AUGGUGGCCAAGGUCAUCAGCCACGAGUCGAUACCGAUGUUUGAAAAUCACACCAGCCCUCGAGGCCUGGAGGUGUCCACCCCUGACCUGGUUGGUCAUAAGAUUCUUCUGAAAUCAUCUUCCUCUGUACAGCAGAAAGAUGAUUUUCUAUCCGUCUACGUUGGUGGAAAUGUUACUUUAGAAUGUUCUUAUGAAGUUCAGACGUCAGACCAAAUCUACUGGUACAAGCAAAGUUUGGGAAAAAUGCCUGAAAUAAUUUCAAGUUUUGUUCCAAGUAGCACAACAGUGACCUUCUUUGGUAAAUUCAAGAACAAUCCACGCUUUAAACUGGACCUAAAAAAGCAAAGUUUUUACUUGAACAUUAGUGAUUUACACUUUUCAGACACAGCUACCUACCACUGCAUAAAAUCAGAUUUUUACUCACUUACUUUUAUGGAGAGCUUUAUUGUGAAUGUAAAGAACCAUUCUUUUUACCUCAAGGACUCAGUGGAUCAGCCGUCCUCUGAGAACAUCCAUCCAGGAGACUCUGUGACUCUGAACUGUACAGUACACACUGGGAGCUGUGAUGGAGAACACAGAGUUUACUGGUUCAAAGACUCUGAAGACUCUCAUCCAGGACUCAUUUACACUGAUGGAGGCAGGAAGGAUCAGUGUGAGAGAAAGAAGAACACACAAACACACAGUUGUGUCUACAAUCUCCACAUGAAGAACCUGACUGAGUCUCAUGCUGGGAUCUACUACUGUGCUGUUGCCUCAUGUGGACACAUAAUGUUUGGAAACGGGACCAAACUGCAAUUCUCUGACUCUGCAGCUCCACUGAACUCUGUGAUUCUUCACACUUUGGUUGGAUUAUUGACCAUCAUGAGCGUCCUCGUUAUUUUUCUGCAUUUUCUUCUGUGGAGGAUCAACAAGAGAAACAACUGCACCUCUACAGAUGAAAGAUCACCUGCUGCCCCCUUAAGAAGCACAGAGGCUGAGAACAAAGACACAGAAAACCUUAAUUACGCUGCUAUAAAUGUGAAGAGGUCCAACAGAUCAAGAAGACAGAAGAAUGACUUAAACACAGUCUGUGUUUAUGCCGGUGUGAGACUUCAGAACUGAACUUUUAAGUCUAGGAGGAGGUUGUAUUAUGAUUUUUGAUGUAUAGCAUAAAAUUUGUAAAAUUUGACUUUUUUAUUUUUAAUUUUUGGCAAUUUUUUACAUUAUUUCAAUUUUUAAAAGGAAACAUAUUUUGUCUUUUUUAUUAAUAUAUUUUUUUUCUAUUUAAGUUGUGCUUGGAAGUUAUAAAUCCUGUCUGUUGUUGCAUUAUGUUUUUUUUUUCUCUAAUAAAAUUUUACAAAGGAAAAUUGAUCUAAAUUCUUUUUUUUUCUCUCAGUGUGAGGAUCGUUGUUGAAUCCUAUCAGACAUUUUGUGUGGCAUUGGCAUUUGUCUUUUCAUGCAUGCGUGCACUCUCAAUGUCCAAAUUCAUGCUUUAUAGGUUAAUUGAUGAUUCUAAAUUGACCCUGUGCAACACGGUCGCAGUAAAAUGCGUACA
Molecule: messenger RNA, 1534 nt
Organism: Oryzias melastigma (Indian medaka)
Lineage: Eukaryota; Metazoa; Chordata; Actinopteri; Beloniformes; Adrianichthyidae
Exons: 6
Coding region: 1-1101 (366 amino acids)
Biological process (GO): response to bacterium
Source: RefSeq, a predicted model, not a curated record